CGCUUGGUCACAGUUUGAGAGUGACCAUGAUCCUUUCAAUCCUAUUCCUCGCCGUUCUUAAUUUUCAAACAAUAUAUUCUCAGUACGCCAUUCCUCGACCGUCAAUAGAAAUUCUUCAUCCUAAAGGAUUUAUUUUAAGAGUUCAAGACAAUGGGAAAAUAAAAAAUUUUGAUUUUCACAUAAAAAUUAACGAAGAAUUCACUGGAAGAGAAAGCGGAACGUUUAACAGGGAUCUAAACCAACCUAUAAAUGGAUUUUGGACGUUCACGGAAUCAAAGUACAGGCUUAAAGUUGGGGAUAUAAUUUAUUAUUGGUUACAUGCAAUUGACAAAAAUGGUUUGGAAUAUUUUAGGGAUAUUGAACCUUAUCAAGUAACAUCACUCCCUGGAAAUAAUAAAAAUAAAAAUAAUGGUAAUCGAGGUAAUGGAAACAAUAAAAAUCCCGUAUACCCAACAUAUCCAACUCGCCCAGAAACUGAACCGCCGAUUGAAAAAGAAACUCCAUCAACAACAACAACACCUAAACCAACAACUCCUUCAAUUUGUAUUGAAACGCCCACAAAAAUUAAUAAUGGAGCAUCCACUUGUUCAGGAAAAGUAAUUUUUUCAGAAGAAUUUAACGAUUUAGAUAAGUGGCAAUCGGAAGUUAGAAUCGCUGGAGAACCUGACUUUGAAUUUGUCACAUAUGUUAAUGACCAAGACAAUUUAUAUUUAAAAGAUGGAGUUUGUGUUUUCCACCCAAUUUUUGCUGAUGAUAAAUAUGGAAAUGGUUACGUUCGGAAUGCACUAUUAGAUUUAAAUAUAAAUUGUACCGCUUUUAACGAAUACGAUUGUAAAAGAAGACCAAUAGGUUCAAAUAUCCUCCCACCAGUUUUUUCAUCAAGAAUAAACUCAAAGCCGACAUUUUCAUUCCUGUACGGAAAAGUUGAAAUAAAAGCGAAAUUACCGAAAGGAAAUUGGAUUUAUCCCCAACUUUAUUUAACCCCAAAAAGAUUUUCUUACGGUUCUGGAUACAAUUCCGGCGAAAUGAGAGUCGCUUACACCCUUGGAAAUAUGAACUUAAAUAAUGAAUUAAGCGGGGGGCUUAUUUUGGGGGAUGAUGAGUCAGGAAGAAAUUACGCGAUUAGAAAAUAUUCUAAAAAUGAAAAUUGGAGUGAAAAUUUCAACGUUUUUGGGUUGGAAUGGCGUCCUGAUAGGGUGAGUCUUUCGGUUGAUGGAAUUCCAUAUGGAAACAUUUAUCCACCGCCAAGUGGAUUUGGAGAUGUUUAUAAAUCGGAAAGUUCAGAAAAAUGGAAACAAGGAGAUGUUUUGGCACCGUUUGACCAAGAAAUGAUAAUUACGUUAGGAGUUGGUGUUGGUGGUCAUGGUAUCCCUGAAGUUGAAGGAAAACCUUACAAAAAUCAAGAUGCAAAAGAGAUGUUAAACUUUUAUCUAAAUAAAAACACUUAUUUACAAUCAUGGCAAGAAGGUAACGACUUAAAGGUUGACUACGUGAAAGUUUAUGCUUUGUAAGAAAUUUAUUUCUUGUAAUUUUGAUUUUCUAGCCUAUAAAUAAAAUU
Messenger RNA from Onthophagus taurus, 1558 nucleotides. RefSeq names its product beta-1,3-glucan-binding protein. Gene Ontology annotation, biological process: carbohydrate metabolic process. Lineage: Eukaryota; Metazoa; Arthropoda; Insecta; Coleoptera; Scarabaeidae. The record is from RefSeq and is a predicted model, not a curated record. Gene Ontology annotation, molecular function: carbohydrate binding; hydrolase activity, hydrolyzing O-glycosyl compounds.